ACUGCAAACUUCACUACGUUAUAGGUUAAUGUCAAGAACAGUUGGUGUGUUGUGUUUGCAGAAGUGCUGAAAAUUGUGAUUUUCCAGCCAAUUUUCCAUCAAUUAGGACCAAAUUUCCCUGUAGUUGUCAGGAGAAAGAUCUAAGAAAGUGCCCUAUAUAAUGGAUGAUUCACGGGAUGAGAAUCAAUUUGUGGUGGACGAUGUGAGUAAAAUCAUCAAAGAGGCCAUCGAGAGCACAAUCGGAGGGAAUGCCUACCAGCAUGACAAAGUCAAUAAUUGGACGGGAUCUGUGGUGGAGACAUGUUUGGGUGUUUUGACCAAAUUGCAGAAGCCUUACAAAUAUAUCGUUACAUGUAUGAUAAUGCAGAAGAACGGCGCUGGACUUCACACAGCCAGCUCAUGCUUCUGGAACAAUGAGACUGACGGAUCGUGCACUGUGCGCUGGGAAAAUAAAACAAUGUACUGCAUCGUCUCAGUUUUUGGACUAGCAAUUUAAGUCAAAAAACAAUCAACCCUGGCCCCCAUCCCAAUUCCCUUCAAAUACAGGAUGCUUAAAUAUUUUGCUAAAUCAUCCCUAAAAAAAACAAGAACUCCAUAAAUGAAGAGUAACUAGAGAGAGCUUAUUGGAUCAUUGGUGAGUGGAGAUAUAAUUAGCACAAAAGUCAAUAGGAACUUUAAUAUUGAGGAGAUUCUACUUAAUCAUUAUAGAAAAUAAUUGAAGUAACAUCUCAAUCUUAACUUAUUUUUAUUUUUUUUUGUAAUUAAAUCUAAGUGAAAAUUCAGUAAUUAUUUUUCUAAACAAAAUUUCAAGUUUUUAUUUUCCUCUCGUUUUGUGCGAGUUGAUUCUAGGUAAAUUGUAACAUUUGUUGAAUGAAAAAAUUAUACUAAAGAAUAAUGCAUUGAAUAAACCAUGUGAUAAAAGAGAAA
This is a messenger RNA of Phlebotomus papatasi, 927 nucleotides long. RefSeq names its product dynein light chain Tctex-type (gene Dlc90F). Gene Ontology annotation, cellular component: cytoplasmic dynein complex; cytoplasm. The record is from RefSeq and is a predicted model, not a curated record. The coding region runs from base 161 to 496 and encodes 111 amino acids. Gene Ontology annotation, molecular function: dynein intermediate chain binding. The transcript has 3 exons. NCBI's taxonomy places the organism in Eukaryota, Metazoa, Arthropoda, Insecta, Diptera, Psychodidae. Gene Ontology annotation, biological process: microtubule-based movement.